GUGGGGGGAGGCUCUGAUGCAAUCGGCCCAGAAAGGAGGAGGAGAGCCAGAGAGCGCGGGCUGGGGUGGCCACGCCGCUCUGCCUGAAGGUCGCCGGGAACCUCCGCCCUUCACCUUCCUCGGAAAUCCGCCACGCCACGCCAAGCUUCCCCGCCCAGCCCUCGCUGACGGAGGCCACCUUUUCCCGGCCGAGACAGCCAGACCUUGAUACAAAGGACAUCACACGGCCGGGGGGGAAUCCCGGAAGGGCGGACACCUGGUCUCCUUUGGCCACUUUUCCCUUUAUUGCCCGAGGUAUUUAUUGAGUGCCUGCUGUAUGCCAGGCACUGUAUCUAUGUGCAUAGAAAAGCCCUGGAAGGUCAUACUCUCUGUUUGCUGAGAUCCGAGGGGUGUCAAGCUUCUAUUUUUGCUGCUAUCCCUUUGUAAUACACUCAGAGCAGAAUUUGGACUAAUUUUUUGACCACAGAUACUUUCUAAACAUGAUGCAUUUCAAAAGUGGACUCGAAUUAACAGAGUUGCAAAACAUGACGGUGCCUGAAGAUGAUAACAUUAGCAACGAUUCCAAUGACUUCACUGAAGUAGAAAAUGGUCAGAUAAAUAGCAAAUUUAUUUCUGAUCGUGAAAGUAGAAGAAGUCUCACUAACAGCCACUUGGAAAAAAAGAAAUGUGAUGACUAUAUUCCAGGAACAACCUCCUUAGGCAUGUCUGUUUUUAACCUAAGCAAUGCCAUUAUGGGCAGUGGGAUUUUGGGACUCGCCUUUGCCCUGGCAAACACCGGAAUUCUACUUUUUCUGAUACUUUUGACUUCUGUGACACUGCUGUCUAUAUAUUCAAUAAACCUUCUUUUGAUCUGUUCAAAGGAAACAGGCUGCAUGGUUUAUGAGAAGCUGGGAGAACAGGUCUUUGGCACCACAGGGAAGCUCGUAAUCUUCGGAGCCACCUCUCUACAGAACACUGGAGCAAUGCUGAGCUACCUCUUCAUCGUAAAAAAUGAACUACCCUCUGCCAUAAAGUUUCUGAUGGGAAAGGAAGAGGCAUUUUCAGCCUGGUAUGUGGAUGGCCGUGUUUUGGUGGUGGUAGUUACCUUUGGCAUAAUCCUCCCUCUGUGUCUCUUGAAGAACUUAGGGUAUCUUGGCUAUACCAGUGGCUUUUCUUUGAGCUGUAUGGUUUUUUUCCUAAUAGUGGUUAUCUACAAGAAAUUUCAAAUUCCCUGCAUUGUUCCAGAGCUAAAUUCAACAACAAGUGCUAAUUUAACCAAUCCUGACAUGUGUACACCAAAAUAUGUUACCUUCAAUUCAAAGACCGUGUAUGCUUUGCCAACCAUUGCGUUUGCUUUUGUCUGUCACCCAUCAGUCCUGCCGAUUUACAGUGAACUUAAAGAUCGAUCACAGAAAAAGAUGCAGAUGGUUUCCAACAUCUCCUUUUUCGCCAUGUUUGUUAUGUACUUCCUGACUGCCAUUUUUGGCUACUUGACAUUCUAUGAAAAUGUGCAAUCAGACCUCCUUCACAAGUACCAGAGUAAAGAUGACAUUCUCAUCCUGACAGUGCGGCUGGCUGUAAUUGUUGCUGUCAUCCUCACAGUGCCGGUGUUAUUCUUCACGGUUCGUUCAUCUUUAUUUGAACUGGCUAAGAAAACAAAGUUUAAUUUAUGUCGUCAUGUCUUGGUUACCUUCAUACUCUUGGUUAUUAUCAACUUGUUGGUGAUCUUCAUACCCUCCAUGAAGGAUAUUUUUGGAGUCGUAGGAGUUACAUCUGCCAAUAUGCUUAUUUUCAUUCUUCCUUCAUCUCUUUAUUUAAAAAUCACAAGUCAGGAUGGAGAUAAAGGGACUCAAAGAAUUUGGGCUGCCCUCUUCUUGGGCCUGGGGGUGUUGUUUUCCCUGGUCAGCAUCCCAUUGGUCAUCUAUGACUGGGCCUGCUCAUCAAAUAGUGACGAAGGCCACUGAGACCAGCUGAGGACAGGAGACAUUUCCAGACCGCUGCUCGGCCAUGUCACCCCACAUCAGCAAUCUUCAUCACUUCUUUUGCAAGUUUACAGAAGCAAACAGAAAUUCACAACAUACUUAAAAUGGAAUAACAUUUUGGUAGCAAAACAGAAACCAGUUUCUAUAAUGGUUCCAGUCCCUCUAAGAUUUCAGAUCAAUUUAAGGAUUGUGGAUAUUUUUUUUUUUUUUUAAGUUUCAUGCAAUUGUGUAUCUCCGUGCUCUUCACAGUUAUUUUUCACUCUUCUAACUCUAUUUUUUUGUGACUUCCUGGUCCCUUAAAACUUUGAAAACAUGAUCAUCAAUCAUGUUUAUUUAUUACACAUCCAGAUUCUGUAAUAAUUUUCCUGCCGAUGUUCCACUCACAUCAUCUGUACCUUUUUAGAAAAGAAUCUUGAAUUGUAUAUAGUUAUUUUGCUUUACAGAAAAAAAAAAUGGUUUCAUAAGUAUUUUGCCUACUUUGGUUAACAUAGCACACAGGGAUACUUGUAAGAGAGUGACAGGGUGUGUGCCAUUGCUGGAUCAGAACCUGCCCAAUAUUUGAGGUGGCUCUGAUCACCCGGCAGCCGGGGGGCUCUAGCAGUCCAGUGGCCUCAUUGGUACUACAUCCUGCUUUAUGCAGAGACAUUCUCCAAUGAGUGUUCUCAGCUGGGAAGGGGGUGAGAAUGACUUCUUACCUUGGUAAACAUAUUAAACCACACAUUUGGGUUACCUAGCAAGUGAAGUUUUGUUUCCCUCUUGGCAAAUUGUGUCAAAGUUACUCUAAGCUGAGUCACCUUCCACUGAGGGAGACCCUUGACACCUUUGCAAUAAAUUGAGAAGCAAGAGUAUCCAAAAUGCUUAAGAAAAUAUUCCUCUGAUACAAAUGGCCUUCAACCCUACACCUGUAUUGUUGAAAGGAGAAAAAGCAUUUUCUUAAAUUAUGAACCCAGCAGCUUUUACUCAUGUCCACCAGCUUUUUGCACAGGGAAUAAUGUGUAUCUAGCCAAGGACGAUCUAAGAGAAGUAAUUCCUGUUUUAUAUUGGGUACUUUAGGGGGGUCUUUAAAAGACUUGUUUUAUAUCUAUAAAUUUAGGUUAUUACAAAUACAAGAUUUUUGUACCUUAAAUAUAAGCCUCAUUCCUAUUUCUUCUCCAUUAACAAUCCACCCAGAGUCUUGGAAAAAAAAAAAAAACGAAAAAAAGAAAAGAAACAUAGCACCCUCAGAAAUAGCCUUUGAGAAGAACUUGUGACAAAAUCAGUGUACCUUCCUUCCCUCAGAUGGGGACUCUGGUGCCUGUGCUGUUUCUUCUUCUUGUCCCUAACCAAGGAGUGGGCCAUUACUGCCUGUCUGACGUGACCCACACAGAGGACAUAGUUGCCUCACACUCUUACCCCAGCCCCACUGUCCCCUAAACAGGGUAGAGGGAAAAUCCACAGAGACUGAAAAAGAAGAGAGUUGGGGACAAGUCACACAGCUUGGAAAGUUGGGGGAAAGUAAGGAAACCUAGAACCACAUGUUCCCUAAGCUGGACAAUCACCUGUGAUUGGACAGUCUAUAUCACACAGUAAGAAAUGUUUGUGUUCUGUGAGCUGGUCUCUUGAAACAGGAUUUGUAUUUCAUUUAUAUUCUGGUUGAAUUUCUCAAACACCUAAGUUCACCGAGCACGGAUUUCUUAUCCAGAGAUCAGAAUCUAACUGCAGACUCUUAGCAGGAUUUCCAAGCACUUAGCUCUGAGUUCUGUUCCUCCUUCACUCAAAUCCCCAAAGGCCUCUGCUCACCAUUCACUGGGAGUAACAAGGAACUGUCCGCUCCCCCUUUACAGACUAAUGUCCCAUAGAAAAGGCAUCAUCAAAGUACCUUGUUGUGAUCCUCUUUGGGAGAAGGAAAGGUUGUUUCCUGCAUUUCCUGGUAGGAUCAUUAUAGCUUUUAAUGUAAUGCUCCUGAAUUACAUCCACAUUAGGUCAGACAGAGUCCAGGUAAUUAGAUAUGAAUGCCUACCUAUACAUGAAUACCUAACCUAGUAAAAUCCACAGCCACCUCUGUCCCUUUCAGCAGUAUCUUCCAUAUUGGAUGAAAAGCAAAGCAAGUCCUUUGGCCCUUGGAGGCUUGUCUAGAGCACCGAGUAGUGAAAUAGCCAGGUAGUGGACUGACCCUCCAUAAAAAAAUACAUAGUUUAGUUUACAAAGCAAUAUUAGGCUACUUUGUAUUUUCCUCAUUAAUUUAUAACAAUUUCUUUUACACUCACAAAGUCAGUUUAGAAAAUUAUCAUGAACUCUUGGGAUGUGUAGUGGUAUUUUUGGAUCUCUGGAUUUUAUGUGUCAGCACAAGGAAUUUUUAUUAUUAUUUAAAAUAUUUAUUUAGAGGAGGCACGUUGUUGAUGUCUGUGAUACCAUGGGUUUUUAAAAUUUUCUUUGUGUGUGAUCUAAGUUCAUUAUCGACUGAAUAUAAUAGACCCCACUGUUCAUUUGUUAUAUACCGCUGAUUAAUUACAUCAUUUGUGUGGGAUUAGCUGUCAAUGUACUGCAAUAAUUCUUGUUCAGAAUAGUGAACUGGUAGCCAAAAAUACAUGUAUCACAGAUGUUAGGUAGAAUUUAAACAACAGUCAAGUGCUAUAGAAGUUUUUUCUGCUAAAUUAGUAGACUAAAGAAUAUUAUACCUUAGCCAUUGGGAGCAGCACGUUUUCCUUUGGUAGAUAGAACCUUAACACUAGUGAACAGUGCCAGUUUCAUACUUUGGAUUUAGAACUGUUCUCUAGUUCUUAUAACACAAUAUACUGUAAAUCCCUAAUUUACUUAACGUUACUUACUGGGAGUGGAGUAGUAAACUGUGUACAGGAAAGAAAUCUAGUCUUGUGAAACACGGGCUGUCCCCAAUUUAUAAGCAGAUCAUGUUACAAAGCCCUGUUAGUUGGUUGUUUGCAAGCCAGAAUGUAUUUUCCUCCGGGAACUAUGUUAUACAUGGUGUUUAGGCUCCCAGAGCAGCUAGGAAAGAUGAUCAGACCCAUGGUUUAGCAGAAUAGGAUAAUGUAACAUGAUUGCUAAAAAGCCUAACCACCAAAAAUAAUAUUGUUUCUAAGGAGUAUUUGUUCAGAGUUGCCAAGAAUAUGUCAUUCCUGUGAAUGAAGUCUGGACUGCCCACGCCAGCCACACACCAGCUGCUGGGUGGUGGGGGUAGAGCCACCACCAGUUAGUGGUGACCACAGUGGCCUGAAGCAGGGUGUCCAGCACAGGAGGGGGAGAAUAAAUCCAGGGCCACCAGAGAGCCUGGUGGUAGAAGGAGGAUGAAGGAGGAUGAGGGGACCUCUUGUGGGCUGGAAACCACCAGGGACGUGCCUCCCCUGCUAUCCUUUCUUUUGCCUGGAGUUCUCAGGCUUGGCCUGACUCUUCUGUUCGUAGGACCUGUUGCUCCUAUCGUUUGUCUCCUUCCCUGCCCAUUACAGAACAGGAUGUUGCUGCCUAGCUUCUCCUAUAUGCCAGUCGUUGAAGCACACAGCACUUUUAAUGGGUUUAGUGCUAACAAACCAUUGUUUAACUGCCUAGUAAUCAGAUCGGUGUAAAAAAGCUCUCUGCUGACCUUCCUUCUUUAUACUUCCAGACCGUGUUGAGAAAGGUGCACAUGGGUGAUGGUCAUGGGGCUGGGGGUGGACAAGGAGCUGUGGUAAGAUUCCUCAGUGUCUCAGGGGACACGUGAGACAGUUGCCCUGCAACGGACUUCUUUCUGGAGUUGGACUCAGGCCUCUAAGCCAGUGGUUCUCAAAGUAUGGCCCCCAGAUCAGCAGCGACAGCAUCACCUGAGGCCUUGUCAGAAUGCAGGUUCUUGGGCCCCACCCCAGAACUAAUGAAAUCAGAAGUUGUCAAGGUGGAAGCCUUCAGCAGUCUGGGUUUGAAUGAGCCCUUUGGGCAAUCUUGAUGCACAUCAAGUUUGAGAACCACUCCAGGUCACUUUGUCUUUCACUUGUUCUCCCCAUUAGUCCUACCUCAGAGUAUGUUACCUAGGAAACGCUGGUGCAGGUGUACAAUCAUAAAGGAAGGCUGCCUGCGCUCGGGGGUAUCUGGGCUGAGGCACACUAAGAUUACAUUUUUUGAAGCUGCGAAGGAGGUGAGGUGUGUGUGUGUGUGUGUGUGUGGAGAAUGAAAAGAAAACACACUCUGUACAUGCAUUUUGGAUACUGAAUUCGUGUCAUGAGUAAGCUCUCCACAGUGUUGGUGUGCGUUGUGUAAUGACCCAUUCUGUCCCUCUUUUAAAUUGAAUUCUCUAGAAAGUUCUGCACUUCAUCAUAAGCAUCUCCAAGCUGCUCAGAAAAGGAUGUAGAGCCCAGCUCCAUUUCAAUAGAUCGGAAUGCUGAAGGGCACAUUUAUUGGAGUGGGGAGGAAGUUGAUGAUAAGAUCAGAUUUGAUUUUAUGCCUUAGAGCAAAAGCCAUUAGUUUCCCUCAGUUUAUCAAUGUAAAUGGCUUGAGGCUUAGAAAGGGCGGAAGCUUUAAGAAUAGAAUUCCUCCAUUCUGGUUGUGUAAACUUGUAGCUGCUCUCAAAACAAAGAAGGUACAGACUAUAUCAUUUAGCAAUGCUAAUACAUGGUUUUCCUUAGGGAUGGCAGAUCUGAGAAUCCUUUAGCGAAGAACACACUUCCUCUAAAAUACACACAGUGGAUUAUUUAUGAUGACAUAGGGCUUUCGGGUACAAAUUGGGAAUGGGGUGGCUAACAACUGAAAAAUAUCACUAAAUCUAAAAGGGAAAGUUCUUGGAAAUUGUAAAAUUCACAAGGCUCAGACACUCUCCUUCUUUAGGGUUUUCUCAGAGGAAGGGCUUUGAACUGGGCCUGGCUGUCUACAAGUUUGAAUUUGUGUUUUUAAAAGGAAGAAUCUAUGCAGCUGAGGUUUAUUGUAGGAAGUACUUCGUUUGUAUGUAAAUAUGUUGUAAAUAAACAGGAGGCUGUAUAUUUUUUCAGUCGUUGGUCCACACUGAAAUAGAAGUCUGCAUAUCAAGAAUCUAGUCUACAUAUCAAGAAUAAAUGUUGUCCUAGAUAUUAGUGGUUUUGUUUGGGAACUAGACAAAUUUACAUUCUCUCCCAGGUAACAUUGUUCUCUCAGUGUAAACUUGGAAUCUAAAAAUCUUAAUUGUUUUAGAAAGCAAAAUGUCUGAGAAAUAGCUGUAUUGAUUUCUUAUACUGGUAUUAAGCUCAGUUAUUUAAGAGAUAAUCCUCUGAGCUACAAAUAAGGAAUAUUUAAACCCAAGUUAUUGUCAUAUAGAUAUACUCAAAAUGACAAAUUGUUUCUUCAUACUGCUCUUUCACUGUUAACACUGAUACCACUAUACAGUGUUUAUAAAAACAGAAGUUGGGGAGAAUUUUUUCCAAAAUUGAACUGCUGCAUUUCCCAAACUUUGGGAUCUUUGAAAGGGGGAAAAACCUGCACAUUAACUAUGAACACGAAUUUGAAGGGGCGGGGGGGGGGGGGGAAGGACGGACCAUUUUAUCAAGUUUUUGAAAAUCUCGCAUGUCUGCCUUUCAUUUUCAGUGUUGACGCCAACAUAGACUGUCUGAAGCCAUUUCUACCCAAAACAUUUGAAUCUUGAUCAUUGGUACUUAAUCCACUCUCCAGAGUCCAGUUGUAUUUUAGACUUCAUAUAAGUCCAAUAUAUGUAGCACACCACAGUUUUAUUAAUGUAAAAACUUGUAAAUGACUUUCAGAUGGGUGAUAGAAGUGAAUGUCACAAGUCACAAAAUUUUGCUAUUCAUGGUUAAUCAAAUAGUUUAUUUUCCCCCCAGGAUGUGGUGUAAAUAAAGAAAUAUAAGAAGUUCUGUUCUAUAAUUGUUCUGUUAACAUAGUUUUUAAACAUUAAAAAUGUGAACUAAAAGUA
Molecule: messenger RNA, 7818 nt
Organism: Prionailurus viverrinus (fishing cat)
Lineage: Eukaryota; Metazoa; Chordata; Mammalia; Carnivora; Felidae
Gene: SLC38A1
Product: solute carrier family 38 member 1
Exons: 17
Coding region: 480-1943 (487 amino acids)
Biological process (GO): amino acid transmembrane transport; L-glutamine transport
Molecular function (GO): L-glutamine transmembrane transporter activity
Source: RefSeq, a predicted model, not a curated record